GUACGAAACACCCUCAUCUGAAUAAUUCACACCAGCAUGGCACAGCCUCAGCAAACAGUUCUCAUCACCGGAUGCAGUGACGAUGGCAUUGGCUAUGGUCUCGCCUUGGCCUUCCAACAACGAGGCUACCAUGUCUUCGCCACGGCGCGUAACACAGACAAGAUGUCCAAGCUCAAGGAUCUCCCGAGCGUCACUCUGCUUGCGCUCGAUGUCACGGAGAAGUCCCAAAUCGGUGCUGCCGUUGACGCGGUCAGGAGCCACACUGGCGGCACACUCGACUAUCUGAUUAACAAUGCCGCACGCAAUCACUUCAUGCCCAUCCUGGACGAAGACCUAGACAGGACUCGAGCCUUGUAUGAGACCAACGUUUGGGGCCCCGUGGCAGUGACUCAGGCCUUUGCGCCACUUUUGAUUCCGGCAAAGGGUACUUUGGUUUUCAUCACCUCCAUUUCGGGGUAUCUUAACGUCCCGUAUAUGGGAACGUACGCGGCAUCGAAGCGAUCUAUUGAGAUCAUCGCAGAGACCCUUCGUCUGGAACUGGCGCCUUUCGGCGUGGGUGUCUUGUCGGUGGUGACUGGCGCGGUGAAGACAAUGGGGCAGACCUACUUCGGAGAUUUCAGGCUCCCAGAGAAUUCUCUCUAUAAGUCCAUCGAGGAAAUCGUUGCUGCGAUGGCCCGUGGUGAAGAUGGCGUGGAGAGAAUGGAGCUGAUGACCUACUCAAACGAGGUGGUCUCUAGAAUCAUUCAAGGCGCGACAGGAAAGGUUUGGUAUGGUUGCCACGCCGAGUCGACUCGGCACGGGACCAGCCAUCUUCCGACUUCGGUUCUGGAUGCCGGGGCGGUCAAAGGUACGGGGCUGGACAGGAUGUAGGUAGGAGAAUGGAGUGGGUGGGACAAAGGAGGUCACAUAUUGUGCCAUCCAUCCCACUUGAUCGGUCCCGAUUCGAGGGCCCAAACCUGUUCUGGAUGAGUGACAGCGUGUUGGUUACACAUUACCCAGCCCCCGUCCGAGCUCCAUGAACGGAUGAAAGGAUACGGAGUAAUUGGGGGCGAUUUCCAGCCGGGAGUUUGCCUGUGGACAAAGCUGUUGGAGGCUUAGACUACCUAUUUAGAGCUUCUGCAGUGCUCAGCUCCAUAAGUCGAUAGAUACGGAGUACUCCGUACAUAGGUAGUCCAGGAAAC
Aspergillus heteromorphus CBS 117.55 is the source of this 1181-nucleotide messenger RNA. Its product is annotated as putative hydroxybutyrate dehydrogenase. The record is from RefSeq and is a predicted model, not a curated record. Gene Ontology annotation, biological process: triglyceride catabolic process; phosphatidic acid biosynthetic process. Gene Ontology annotation, molecular function: acylglycerone-phosphate reductase (NADP+) activity; triacylglycerol lipase activity. The coding region runs from base 37 to 870 and encodes 277 amino acids. The transcript has 3 exons. Lineage: Eukaryota; Fungi; Ascomycota; Eurotiomycetes; Eurotiales; Aspergillaceae. Gene Ontology annotation, cellular component: endoplasmic reticulum; lipid droplet.